CCCCGGCCGCCGGGAGGAGCCGAGCGGGGCCCGCCCAGCCCCAGCCCAGCGCCUGCGCAGGCGGUGCCGCCAUGGCGGAGAAGGCGCAGAAGAGCGUGAAGAUCGCGCCUGGGGCCGUGGUGUGUGUGGAGAGCGAGAUCCGCGGGGACGUCACCAUCGGGCCCAGGACGGUGAUCCACCCCAAGGCCAGGAUCAUCGCGGAGGCGGGACCGAUUGUGAUCGGGGAAGGCAACCUGAUAGAGGAGCAGGCGCUCAUCAUCAAUGGGUACCCAGAAAAUAUUACGCCAGAAACCGAACAGAUGGAGCCCAAGCCCAUGGUCAUCGGCACCAACAAUGUUUUUGAAGUUGGGUGCUAUUCGCAGGCCAUGAAAGUGGGAGAUAACAACGUCAUCGAGUCGAAAGCAUUUGUCGGCAGGAAUGUGAUUCUGACGAGCGGCUGCAUCAUCGGGGCCUGCUGCAACGUCAACACCUACGAGGUGAUCCCCGAGAACACCGUCAUCUACGGGGCCGACUGCCUUCGCCGCGUGCAGACCGAGCGGCCGCAGCCCCAAACGCUGCAGCUGGAUUUCCUGAUGAAGAUCUUGCCCAAUUACCAUCACCUGAAGAAGACCAUGAAGACCGCGUCCACACCUGUCAAGAGCUGAGAGCCUCCCGGGGUUGGUUGCUGACUGGGGAUUUCGUCCCGUCCUUCUGAGCACUGCACAAACGCAGGCAGCUGCUGGUCUCUGCAUCCUUUAUUCCCUUCUGCAAAACAAAAAUGUUUUUUCUCGCUUAUUUGUGUCCUUUAUUUAUAGCCCGCCAAGCGUCUCAGCCCCACUGUGGAUCUGUUGUCUGUCCCGCGCACUAACUUGAGUAUCACACGUGCUGCUUGGGGAAUAAACCAGAACCGGCUCA
This is a messenger RNA of Anas platyrhynchos (mallard), 894 nucleotides long. It is a transcript of the gene DCTN6, whose product is annotated as dynactin subunit 6. NCBI's taxonomy places the organism in Eukaryota, Metazoa, Chordata, Aves, Anseriformes, Anatidae. Gene Ontology annotation, cellular component: dynactin complex. Gene Ontology annotation, biological process: mitotic spindle organization. The record is from RefSeq and is a predicted model, not a curated record. Gene Ontology annotation, molecular function: dynein complex binding.